AAUAAUACUUAACCCUGACACCAGGGUUGAUAAGAUUGAUUAUCCACUUCACAACUCACACGAUUGAAAUAUCAUCCAUCUGAUACAAUUUAUUUUUAAUAUCAUCAGGGUCCAAACAAUAGACUCUAUAGUCAGCUGGGUGGACCGAGAGAUCCCUGUAGUCAACAUCAGAGGUGAUGUGUUAUUCAACUCCUGGGGGGAGAUGUUCGACGGUUCAGGAGCAUUGUUCGCGCAUGCGCCCAGGAUAUACAGCUUCAGUGGCAAGAAUGUGCUGACUGAUUCUUCUUGGCCAACAAAAGCAGUGUGGCAUGGUGCCAACCCUAACGGCGAGCCGGCUAUGGACGCGUAUUGCGACGCGUGGCACAGCAGCAACCCUGACAAGUACGGGCUCGCCUCCUCACUCAGGUCCAACAAGCUUUUGGACCAAGAAACAUAUUCGUGUAGCACUCGACUAAUAGUGCUGUGCGUAGAGGCUACGCCCGUUGAUACUGUGAGAAGAAAAAAGCGAUCUAAGUAUCGCAACGAUAAAUUACAUUUUCCAAAAGACUUCGAAGAACAACGGAACGAUACUAGGGGAAAGUUAUAGAUGUUAUAAUUCUAGAUAUUUUUCAAUGUAAAAUAAAAUUGUGAAGACUGUAAAUAAAUUUAUAUAGUAGGUGUAACCGAUGUUCGAAGCAAUGAUUCCGGUGGAGCAUAUCGACAAUAUAUAUCAUCAAAACAUUAUCAUGAUGUUUCGUUUAAAACGACUACUUUCAACUGCAUACAAUAAGUAUCUGGUACCUACAUACAUUUGUCCGUUAAUGAACAGUUAUACAAAAUGUUAUAAAAAAUAUGGGAGGGCACCUACCUAACGAAAUAAUUGUAUUACUAUUUAAAGCACGUCCAAAAAAAUCUCAUUAUUACCGUGGGCCGCCUUACCGCAUAAGUCUGAACGAGACAGACGUUCUGCCCGGGGUCUCCCUUACUCUUUACGGCCAUUUAAAUCAAAGUAAGACCCAGAGGGGGUGAGGUAAAGCUAUAUAUCGUCGCCCGAUACGAGUUGAUGCGGAGCAAAUAUCUUUCUAUACGCAGUAUUUUUCUUUCAAGUUUCAUAAUGUAAUUUUACUAAUGAAAUAUUCCUAGGAAUAUAAGCAGCAUUAGAUAUAUAAUUGCAACAAUAAACCAGAUUUAUUUUAAGUCCCAAAUCAUUUACGAAAAGUAUUAAGUAUUUACGAAAAUGUUAGAUAAAAUACAAAGACAAGCAAAUUAAGUCAACAAUACGCGUGGGUAUUUAAUACAGCGAUAUAACAUUAGAUACAUACCCAUUUUCUUCGUAUUAUAAUGAAAAGGUCAUUCUGUGGGUGGAAACUAUCUGACUCUAAAGGCCAAAGGAGACUGCUUAAUAUCAAAUCAUAACAUAACAAAGCAUCACUCCUGUAUACCCUAGACUACGUUUACAUACACUCCUUGCCAACUAUGUUUAAUUCCCAUGUAAUGAGGGGCGAGUCUAUUAUUAUUAAUCGGGCACUAUUCCUGGAAACCAUGUGCCAUACAAACUUGAAAUCAAACCCAUGACGUCAAAUUCCACUGAAUUUGACGUCAUGGGUUUGAUUUCAAGUUUGUAUUAUAUACCACUGUAUAAAGCUCAAGCCAGGAUGCGAACCAUUAAAUGACACGCGUUCUCACGCAGUAUCAAAUAUCAUAUUAACAAUAUAAUUAUUUAUCAUAUCAAUAAUACAAAAUGGUCACCCCUAUUUCCUAUUAGGAGUGAACGAGGCCACGAAACGCCAGUUGCUUCGAUAAUACGACGACAUUUUGGUUUCUGACACAAAUCUUCAUUUUGAUAAUCUUUGAAAAGAAAAUGUAAGUACAACCGUAUUAAAAAAAGCUUGUAUGCAGUUAAAAAAGUCGUUACACUAAGUCAGCCAUUUUGGAUUUCCGUAGAGUAUGUAAAUAACAGGCUUUUUAUGUAUUUUAUGUCUAUAAUAGUCUUAAGAUAACUUUUAUAUUGUUUUGUAGAUAGCCAAAGAUGUGGAUGUAAAUAUUCCUAAAUAGUAUGAAAUCCUAUACAGAUGCUUAAAUUUUUUUGGAUGGUUAAUGGAAGAAGAUGGAAUGUUAUGGCCUAAAACAAUAUUUUUAAACAUUAUUUAUUUACAAUUUAUAUACUGAUUUCGAAAUAAUUAUGAAUAAAAAGAAAAGUCACUUAAAAUUACAAAUUACUUAAAAAUUAAUUUCCCUGUUACUACCCAUUUAAGUAGGUAGGUAAGUAACAUUUUAUUUUAAAAAUAUUUAUGUAAUGGUAAUUUAGAAUGUUAAUUACAUUGAUUUUUCCGUUUAAGUACUACCUUGGUUUCUUGAAAGUGGAUAGAUAUCUAUUAACAUAAUUUAUGUAUGUUAAUGACUUAUCCAUGUUAUGGAGGAAAUGCCAUCGGAUUCCAUAAUCCCAAUAAUUUGCAGUGUCUGUAUGAACUACUGCCAUUUUUGGUAGUUUAUAUAAUAUUCAUCGAUGUACCUAUAGGUUUUGUAAAUUACUGAUCAUUUACCCGGCCUCAUUGUGACAUUACAAGUUUACACUUAGACCCAUUCUAUUUACAAAUAAUUAUUUUGCAAUCAAAAAUACAUAGUACCUUACUAACUUGCAAUUGCAAGUUGCAAGUCAAAUUCCAACGAUAAACCAACUUACCAAUAUGUAAACAUCAAAACGAAGAAGGAAAUUUAUGUUGUGCAAUCAUCAUAAAAAAAUUUGUAACGCAACAUUAGUUUUACUGUUGUUGGUGUUGUGUGCAUGUUUUCAGAUUAUAAUCAUUUAUUUCUGAAAUAUCAUCACUUCGUUUAUCUGUAAUAUACUUACCAAAAAUGACACGCAAAUUAUGAAAAGAUGAAAGGACAAAAUAUUGUUCCUUUUUGGAAGAUGAAAAUGUAAAACAUAGCCAAAUUUUCCGUUAAUUUUCUCUAAACAUUUACCAUAGAAAUAAUCUUACUAAUAGUGUUGUAAUUUAUUAUUAUGUACGUGUAUUGUCAUCAUAAUAACUGUGAUAAUAAUUUUGUUAAAAAUCACCAUUUGAUGGAUUAUGUUCUCUCUCAAAGAGUAUUUUAAACCGAAAAAUAAUAUGACUCGGACGGGAUUUGAACCCGCAGCUCUGGUCAAGCCGGGACGAACAUGUUAACCAUUACACCACCGGGUCCUCCUCCUGUCCAUGCGAAAUUCUUUCCAUCUAUCGUCAUUAAGCCGACGCUCUCUCUAUAUGUCCUCUCUAUCUGGUUGACUUAAUUUUAGUUACUUAUGGAAUAUAAAUUGAUGUAAAAUGCGUAAAACUCCAUUAUUUUUCAUUGUUAAAAAGACGCUAGGUAAAAUUUAUUGUACUUGAUAAGUACAGAUUGUUUUGAAAAUAAAGAAACGAUUUUGUAAAUGAA
Messenger RNA from Pectinophora gossypiella (pink bollworm), 3393 nucleotides. Its product is annotated as collagen alpha-1(XV) chain-like. NCBI's taxonomy places the organism in Eukaryota, Metazoa, Arthropoda, Insecta, Lepidoptera, Gelechiidae. The transcript is spliced from 5 exons. The coding region runs from base 203 to 586 and encodes 127 amino acids. The record is from RefSeq and is a predicted model, not a curated record.